This is a messenger RNA of Passer domesticus (house sparrow), 1609 nucleotides long. RefSeq names its product docking protein 2 (gene DOK2). Lineage: Eukaryota; Metazoa; Chordata; Aves; Passeriformes; Passeridae. Gene Ontology annotation, cellular component: cytoplasm. The transcript is spliced from 5 exons. Bases 91 to 1524 code for a protein of 477 amino acids. The record is from RefSeq and is a predicted model, not a curated record. Gene Ontology annotation, biological process: positive regulation of MAPK cascade; cell surface receptor protein tyrosine kinase signaling pathway; Ras protein signal transduction.
UACGCCGGACACUCGGGACACUCUGGACACUUGGGACACUUGGGGACACUUGGGGACACUCGGACACUGCGGACGCUCGGACAGGCCGCGAUGGAGGAGGCGGUGGUGAAGCAGGGCGGGAUGUUCCUGCAGCUGCAGCAAACCUUCGGGAAGAAGUGGAAGAAGUUCUGGGCCGUGCUGUACCGGGAGAGCUCCUGCUCCACGGCGCGCCUGGAGCUGCUGGAGGGCCCCGAGCGGCCGCGCAAGGCCGAGGGCAGCCGGCGCCUGGUCCGGCUCAGCGACUGCGUCCACGUGGCCGAGGUGGGCGGCGAUGCCACCUGUCCCAAGGACACCGUCCCCUUCCUGCUGGAGACCACGGAGCGGCGCUUCCUGCUGGCCGCCGACGGCGCCGAGGCGGCCGAAUGGAUCCAGCGGCUGUGCGAGCUGGCGUUCCCGAGGAGCCGGGAGGAGCCAGGAGCGGCCAAGGAGGGCACCGAGGGCGAGUUCUCCAUGGAGGAAAAUUCCCUGUACAGCUCGCGGGGCAAAGCCGGCCUGGAGCAGGCGUUUGAGGUGACAGUGAGGGUGACACCGUCAUCGCAGCGCUGCUGCCUCCGGGGCCGCGGCAUCCUGCGGGCGGGCGAGGAGGCGCUGGAGCUGUGGCACCCACAGAGCCAGGAGCUGCUGGCCAGCUGGCCCUACCGCUUCCUGCGCCGCUUCGGCCGCGACAAGGUGACCUUCUCCUUCGAGGCCGGCCGGCGCUGCGCCUCCGGAGAGGGCAACUUCGAGUUCGACACCAGGCAGGGCAACGAGAUCUUCCAGGCCAUCGAGGCGGCCAUCGAGGUCCAGCGGGGCCGUGGUGCCGAGGAGCCGCGCCGGGCGGGCCCCGUGGAUGAAACCCCGCGGCCGCUUGAGCACGCCAGGACAGCCGGCCGGGCACAGGGCCACGAGGAGGGCAAAGGGGUCAAGGGCAGGCUGGUGAUGCCCCCCGGGGCUGGGGAGGCCUCGGGGCCGUUCCAGCUGGCACGGGGUGCGGAUUGUCCCUACGCCGAGCCCCACGACGCCCUGCGCCGCGGGAACGCCACCGCGCCGCCCGACACGGGCCGGAGGCCGGACGGGGCCCGGGUGGAGUCCGAGUACGCCGUCCCCUUCGACACCAUCGCCAAGUCCUUCCUGGCGCGCCAGUUCGGUGGCCUGGGCUGUCCCCAGGAGGGGCUCCCCGAGCCGCCGAGUGCCCCCAGGGAUGCAGGGGGGGCUCAGCAGCCCCCCGGCCGCCCCACGGCCCCCAAACCCGAGCACAUCUACGACGAGCCCGAGGGUCUCUCGGGCCUCUCGCUGUACGACGAGCCCCAGGAGGUGAAGGGGGAGGCCUGGAGGCUGCAGGCGGCCCCCGAGGAGCCCCCCGGGCUCGGGACUCCCUACAACGCCCAGCGCGACGACUACGCCGUCCCCAAGAGGCCCUUCCUGCUGCAGGGCAAGGAGUGGCUCGGCGACUGCGACUACGACAACGUGGCCCUCAGGGUGGCCAAGAAGAGGAACCUGCAGUGAGCGGCAGCGGGGGAGACGAGGAGGGGACGCCCCAAAUCCCCCAGCAGGACUUUACCCCAUCCCCGGCAGAACUGAGACCCCCAAA